Messenger RNA from Marchantia polymorpha subsp. ruderalis, 2198 nucleotides. NCBI's taxonomy places the organism in Eukaryota, Viridiplantae, Streptophyta, Marchantiopsida, Marchantiales, Marchantiaceae. The record is from the annotation of a GenBank genome assembly.
GAGAAGCAGCCACUCUGCCCCUGCUCGGCCGGCUCAGGACAGGAUCUCGAUUCACGAGCGAGUCCGCCAGCGCCAGAGGAUUUCGGCAAUUCAGGUCGCGGGAGGAGAUGGAGGUCGAGGAUGGAGCACCCUCGAUAUUCUCCACGGCAGCUAGAAGCUUGGCCCUGGUGCCUGCGAGGUCCAAGGCGACGAAGCCGACGCCUGUGAGCUCGGGCGGAUCGAAGAAGAAGAAGAAGCGAGAGAAAUCCAGCGCAGGGAAUGCUGAGCCCGACGAUCACGAUGAAGGGCCCGAGACGCUGCGGACUUUCGAGAGUUUGGGUUUGUCGACGUGGUUGCAAGUCACGUGCAAGGAGCUCGGAAUGGCGCGACCGACUCCUGUUCAGGAGGGAUGCAUUCCUCAGAUUCUGAAUGGGAAAGAUGUGUUCGGUAUGGCGCAGACGGGUAGUGGAAAAACCGCCGCUUUUGCUCUGCCAAUUCUGCAGAAAUUGGCCGAGAAUCCCUACGGUAUUUACGCUCUCGUCCUGACUCCUACGCGAGAGCUAGCAUUCCAGAUCGCGGAUCAGUUUAAUGCUCUCGGGUCUGCCAUGAGUCUGCGAUGCACGGUUGUCGUCGGCGGCAUGGAGAUGACAGCCCAGGCUCAGGCGCUCAUGAACAGGCCUCACGUGGUGAUUGCGACCCCGGGCCGAAUGAAGGACCAUCUUAUUAGCGAUCCCGACAUGCCUGGCUACUUUUCUAAAGCAAAGUUCCUCGUUCUAGAUGAAGCAGACCGACUGCUGGAGGUCGGAUUUGAGGGAGAGAUGAGAACUAUUUUGCAGAGCAUGCCUAGCAGCAGACAGACUCUCUUAUUCUCUGCAACCAUGACUGGAAACUUGAAGGCUUUACACGAGCUUUCAUCCGAUAAAGCUUUUUUCUACGAAGCUUACCAAGGUUUCAAAACUGUGGAGACACUGAAGCAAGAGUAUAUAUUCCUGCCCGCGAACGUGAAGGACGUGUACCUGCUGCACCUAUUGAGCAAUUUGGAAGACGACUCUGUCCGAUCUGUCAUCAUUUUCGCCUCCAGCUGCAGGACUUGUCACCUCUUAAGUCUCAUAAUGGAGGAGAUGGACGUGGACACGGUCGCACUUCACUCGAUGAAAACACAACAACAAAGAUUGGCGUCAUUGAGUCGGUUCAAAGCGGGCCAGGUGCCUAUACUGAUCGCUACCGAUGUGGCCAGCAGAGGUCUUGACAUACCGACGGUUGAUCUUGUCAUCAACUACGAUAUUCCAAGAAUGGCUCGUGAUUACGUACAUCGUGUUGGAAGAACAGCUCGUGCCGGCAGAGGUGGUUGCGCAAUCAGCCUGGUAACCCAGUACGAUGUGGAGCUUGUUCAGGAGAUCGAAAAGGUCGUCGGUAAGAAGCUGGAAGAACAUGAAACUAAGGAGGAUGAGGUUCUCAAGGGCAUCACGGCGGUGUACAAGGCUAAACGGGUCGCAGCAUUAAAAAUGCUGGACAGUGGUUUUGAGGACAAGGUUAAAGCUCGCAGAGACUUAAAGGACAAAGGCAAGCGCCGGAGGGAGGAGGACAAGUCAAAUAAUGUGGAGAAAAGGGAGAUGAAGAGGAAGCAGAAAUGACCUCGUCUCAAUCUUAGAUCAGAAGGCUUAAACUAGAUUUACAACCGCUUUCUCCCCGAAUCACAUAGGACUUGGAUCAUGUACCAAUUUAUCUUGUAAGAGCACAGUUUUUCGGAAGAGCCGAAAGCAACGAAAUUAGUAAUGAACUCAGCCGUGUUGGCAGAUACCAAGGGUUGAAAGAGGGUCGAGGAUGAUAUAGAACAUGCGUAGUUGAGAACGGUUGCAUGCUGAGGCAGGUGGAGGUUUAGAAUGCCUUCCAGAGGUCAGUGGUUGUAGCAGAUUUUGCAGAUAGAUCUCUUCUUUACUGAACAGCUAGUUCAUAGUAGUGCGGCUCCUUGAGUAGGGAUGGUUGGAACGAAGCAGUCUGUAACAUUUCCAAUGUGUGAGGUGGCUGCUUUCUUCUUCCAUGAGAAUGUAGAGAGCUGUAUGGAGUAUUUAAAGGUUGUGGAUGAUUCUUUUAGGAGAUUCUUGUUCUGGACGAGAAAGAUCCAGCCGAGACAAAACACUUACAUUUAUCAUUUAAUUCUUGUAUAAUAUGGUGCUGAUUAGUUUUCAUAUUAUCUGUAUUGCACUGAGCAACGCUUC